Hippocampus zosterae (dwarf seahorse) is the source of this 3166-nucleotide messenger RNA. RefSeq names its product toll-like receptor 5. NCBI's taxonomy places the organism in Eukaryota, Metazoa, Chordata, Actinopteri, Syngnathiformes, Syngnathidae. The record is from RefSeq and is a predicted model, not a curated record. Gene Ontology annotation, cellular component: membrane. Gene Ontology annotation, biological process: immune response; toll-like receptor signaling pathway; inflammatory response. Bases 258 to 2909 code for a protein of 883 amino acids. Gene Ontology annotation, molecular function: transmembrane signaling receptor activity; protein binding. The transcript has 4 exons.
AAUACAGGAACCGUUUCUACAAAGCUUUACGAGAGUGUGGCAAGCUGCGCCGGCGAGCUAGGAACCAAUCAAAGUAAAGCAAACAGUCUUACACAAUUUCCUCCCGUCUAACGCGGGUCAGCUCGGGCGCUGCGCUCGACGGGAGGCACUUCAGCGUCCAGGCCCAACCCCCGCCCCACCCCCCGUGACCACAUCAUCUUGAAAAGCUCGCUUGCAACCCGUGCGCCAGCGGGAGAUUGAAGAGCGGAAAGCGCAACAUGUGGACGCCGGCCCUUCAGCUGCUCAUCAUUGGCGUGACUACGCGGGUCGUAACGUGUGACCCGGCUUGUAAAAUCUACGGCCUGCGAGCCGCUUGUCACGGACAGAACCGCCGAUGGGUGCCCGCCCUGCCGCCAAACAUCACCGGCCUCUACUUGGAGAUGAACAGAAUCCCCGAGAUCAACAGCACGUCGCUCCGAAAUCUGGAGCAGCUGCUGGAGUUGGAUCUGGGCAAGCAGUACGUGACGCUGGUGAUUCGGAACGACGCCUUCCUCGGACAGAGGCGCUUGCUCCGCUUGGUCCUGGGCGACAACGCCGGCCUCCGACUGGAGCCGCGAGCGUUUACGGGGCUGGUGGCUUUGAGGUACCUCUUAAUGGACCACUGCGCUUUGACGGAGGCCGUACUGGCGCGCGACUACCUGGAGCCGCUCGUCUCCUUGGAAGGCCUUAAUCUCUUUGGGAACAGACUACGAAAACUCAAACCGGGCCUUUUCUUUGGAAACCUCUCCAAGUUGACGGAGAUCAACCUCAAGUUGAAUGGCAUCGAGCGACUGUGCGAGGAAGAUCUCGUGGCUUUCCGAGGCAAGUACUUCACAUACUUCAAUUUGGACUCCAAUCACCUGUACAAAAUGGCCGCCCCGGAUUUCGACUGGGAAAGAUGCGGAAACCCGUUCCGAGGACUGGCCUUCGAGAUCCUCGACUUAACGAGCAACGGCUUCAACGCCAGCGCGACGGAGCGAUUUCUCAAAGCCAUCCGGGGGACUCCCAUCGCUCAUCUCAUCUACUCCGGACACUUGGGCAAAGGUUUCUCGCACGACAACCUCCCGGAUCCCGACGGGCACACGUUCGAAGGCCUCGCCGACAGCGCGCUAAGAAUUUUUGACGCGUCGAGAAACCGAAUAUUCGCCUUGGCGCGAGACGUCUUCGGACCUCUGAGCGGAGCGAUCAUCAUCGACGUCUCGCGGAACAAAAUCAAUCAAAUCGACGAGCGGGCCUUCGGUGGCGCGCAGCUCAAUCUCAGAUUGCUCAACCUGUCGUUCAAUAUUCUGGGCGAAAUCUAUUCACGGACGUUUAGCAAUCUGACUGAGCUUCGGGUUUUGGAUUUGUCUUUCAAUAACAUCGGAGCGCUGGGAUACGGAGCGUUCCGAGGUCUUCCCAAAUUGCGAGCGUUAUAUAUGACGGGCAACUCCCUGCGCAGGCUGGGCUUUCCCGCGCCGCUGCCUAACCUGCAAUUUCUCCUGCUGGGUGACAAUCGCCUGACGGACGUCUACAACAUCGGCCGGCUGGCCGUGGACCCGCUUCAUGUGGACGUGACGAAUAACCGAUUGAGCAACCUGGAGGACGUUUACAUGAUUUUAGCGCGGUUCAAGCGGCUGCAAAAUUUCUUCUUUGGCGGUAAUUUCAUCAAGUGGUGCGCACUCGGCCGCGACGUCUCGAUUCCCGUCAACCACAGCGUGCAAGUGCUGGAUCUCCACGAUAGCUCUCUGGGGUUGAUUUGGGCCGAGGGGACGUGCCUGGAUGUGUUUAAUCAUCUGGAAAAUCUGCUGGCUCUCAAUUUGAGCUUCAACGCCCUCAAGAGUCUCCCGCGGGGCAUUUUCGACGCUCUCGGCUCCGUCGUGGAGAUCGACCUGUCAUCCAACGCCCUGACCCAUCUGCGGCCCGAUGUGUUUCCCGACAGUGUUCGGAACCUGCGCCUUUCCAACAACUUCUUGGCCAACCCGGAUCCGAGCGCCUUUGAUUCCCUCUUCUUCCUCAGCCUUGUGGGAAAUCGCUUUUACUGCGACUGUCAUCUGGAGAGCUUCCUGACGUGGAUGAACGCGACCAACGUGACCUUAACGGGCCCCGAGGAUUACCGAUGCGAGCUUCCGCUCGUUCGAUACGACCUUCCUCUCCUCAACUACUCCCGGAUCGUCGAACCGUGUCAGGUCGACGAUGAGCUGGCGGUCCGAGAGCUUCAAUUCGCGUUGUUCGUCUGCUCCGCCCUCCUCGUCGUCACCGUCACACUUUGCGGGAUCGCUUACGCUCGUCUCCGCGGACGCAUUUAUAUUCUUUACAAAAAAGUUGUCGGUCGAGUUCUGGAGGGUGCCGGAGCCCCGCCCCCUUUGCGGGAGGCGCGAUAUGACGUCUACCUGUGCUUCAGCAACACCGACUACGUGUGGGUGGAAGGGGCUUUACUGAAAAAACUGGACAACGAGUUCUCGGAGGAGAACAUCCUGCGCUGUUGUUUCGAAGCCAGAGACUUCCUGCCCGGUCAGGACCACCUCUCCAACAUUCGAGACGCCAUCUGGAGCAGCAGGAAGACGCUGUGCGUGGUCUCCAAGGAGUUUCUUCGAGAUGGUUGGUGCUUAGAGGCGUUCGCCUUGGCUCAGGGCCGCAUGCUGAACGAGCUCCGGAAUGUUCUGAUCAUGUUGGUGGUCGGCAAGGUGGCUCACUACCAGCUGAUGAAGUACAACGCAAUCCGAGCGUUCGUGCAGAGGAGAGAGUACCUUAGCUGGCCGGAGGAUCCUCAGGACCUGGAGUGGUUUUAUGAGCGUCUGGUCUCGAAGAUACUCAAAGACGGCGAGGCGAAGACGUUGGACAAGGGCGCGCCAAAGCCGGACGUUCCACCUGGAAAGGACAUUCGGCUUGAGAACAUCGAAGCGCAGCGGUGACCUGUUAACAAGAGCAUCGGAAUGGAAAAGCGCGACCAAUCAAUACUACAAUGAUUUAUUUUUUUCUCCAGAUAAAUCAAAGAUGCCGUUAUUGAGUUUGGUCAGGCCAUGUGAUCAUUUUGUAAAAUUCAGAAACCAUUUUUGGAGCCAACCGAUCCUCCAUUAAGCGUCUCCAGUUGGUCCCGAACACUGCCGCUCGCUUCUUGACUGGUACUCACUCGUAAGAGGCCCAUCUUUAAAAUUGCUCUUCAAACAUA